AUGCGUUCCGUGUUCUUCCUUGCCCUCGGUGCUAUUGCCACUCUCGCCGCCGCGCGUGACAAUGCCUUCAACAUCCCCAAGGAUGGAUAUGAAUUCACUGCUGGCGAGUCGACUACCCUGAAGUGGGCUCCCUCCACUCAGGGAACUGUAACUCUCAAGCUCCAGCAUGGUGAGGCAUUCGACUCCUCUACUGGUACUACUAUUGCCUCGAGCAUUGCCAACUCGGGAAGCUACACAUGGAGUGUCCCGAAGGACAUCGCUGACCAUGGCGAUUACACUGUCGAGAUCGUCAGCGACUCAGACCCGGACUCCUCUAACUAUCUUCCUCAAUUCUCUGUCCAAGGUGCCUCAGAGUCUGCUACUACCGCGUCUGAAUCUGCAACACCAACUCCCGAGACUACCACCACAGAGACCUCCAGCACUAGCACCGAUACCACCACCACCACCACCACAGAGACCUCUACAACUACCGAAUCCUCGUCCAGCGCGUCCCCGACCCCGACAAGCACUUCUUCUGAAUCGCCUAGCGAGACUCCCACUAGCAGCACCUCGACCGAGUCUUCAUCUACCAGCGCCGAGGCCUCCGAGUCCCCCAGCAGCAGCUCUUCCUCUAUUCCAUCGGUUGACGACGGUGACAACGCCGGCAUGGCCAACCGCGUGUCUGGUGGCCUGUUGGCGCUUGCCCUGGGCGUUGCUGCUCUUGUUUAA
This is a messenger RNA of Aspergillus puulaauensis, 708 nucleotides long. RefSeq names its product GPI anchored serine-threonine rich family protein. The record is from RefSeq and is a predicted model, not a curated record. The transcript has 2 exons. The coding region runs from base 1 to 708 and encodes 235 amino acids. NCBI's taxonomy places the organism in Eukaryota, Fungi, Ascomycota, Eurotiomycetes, Eurotiales, Aspergillaceae.